Molecule: messenger RNA, 1746 nt
Organism: Caenorhabditis briggsae
Lineage: Eukaryota; Metazoa; Nematoda; Chromadorea; Rhabditida; Rhabditidae
Gene: Cbr-nas-11
Product: Protein CBR-NAS-11
Exons: 11
Coding region: 1-1746 (581 amino acids)
Biological process (GO): proteolysis
Molecular function (GO): metalloendopeptidase activity; zinc ion binding
Source: RefSeq, a predicted model, not a curated record
AUGACACCUUUUCUGUUGUUUCUCAUUGCAUUAACUGGUGUGGUGGAGGGGCAGGGAUGGCGACCAUGGGAUCGGUUCAACCAUGUUAGCAACUUUGGAACCUGGGGAGGUGGUGGAUGGGACAAUAGAAACCGAAACCCGUCUCCAGAACCCAGAAAUAUCCCUCCACCGGUCCCACCACCAGGUUUCCAUGGUGGUCCUCGGUUUGGAGGUAAUAUAAUUAAAAUAACGGAAAUCAUCGAUAUUGAUAAGAAGGCUGGAGAUAUUUUGUCGGAUUUCAAGGACUUCCACAAGAAACAUAAAAAGCUGGGACGUAAAGAAUGGCAUAAAAAUGUUAAACAAUUCUGUCACAGAUUCCCAGGACAUCCAAAUUGCAGACGAGGAAAAAUCCCAGAUCAAAAGGAACUUGAAGAAAUGAUUGGGCAGUUCAAUAAAGGAGGAAUUGGUAGAUUCUUGAAACGAGUUCCAAAAGUUUACAUUGAAGACCCACUGGCUCGAGUUGACCCAAAACUGAAGGAACUUCUUGAAAACACAAGUCGCGGUUUUGGACAUUUGAAUGCAGAAAACGUGAAUAAAUUAAGAGACAUCUGUAAAAGAAGAAAGUGUAGAGAGCAACCAGAAUCUGCUAAGAAGACAAGAGAGUAUUUUACACAAAAGCUAGCCGAUUUCGAAACCAAGAUUGCUGGAAGAGAUAAAACUGAUUCUGUCCAACUCAGAUUUGAUAGAACCCUCCAGAUUAAGGAAGCUCUUCUGGAAAAAGGAAAUUUGACAGCAGACAUUGCGCCUGUAGAUAACGGAGUUUAUGACUUGGACACUAUGUUGACUGAAGAGCAAGCCAAUAUUCUGCUCAAUGAGUUGAACAAGGCAGGAGUUGGAAGUGAUGAGAUCCCAUUGCCAGAAGCAGAUGAUGAUAGUGAUGAUGACAAUGAUGCUUCGAACUCUACAGAUUCGGCUACAGCUGCUCCUGGAGCACCUGCUCGGCAUAGGAAGUCGGCAUUAUAUUUUGAAGGAAACCUGAUCAAAAAGUGGGAUCCUAGCUCUCCGAUCAGAUAUGUACUUGAUAGCUCUCUAGAAAACCUCGACAAGAAUGAUGUGCGUGCAGCAAUAUACGAAAUCGAGAAAAAUACGUGUAUUCGAUUUAAAGAACUUGCCUCACCCCCAACCGGAUCUCAUAUUGUCUAUUAUAAAGUAGACAGCCCGACUUUCUGUGGUUUGUCAUACGUGGGACGUACCGACCCAGCCAACCCAAUUUAUUUAAGUUUUGGAUGUGAAAAUAACAAGGGAGUUGCUAUUCAUGAAACUAUGCAUGCCCUCGGAGUUGCUCAUCAACACCUUCGAAAUGAUCGUGAUCAGUUUAUCACUAUCAAUUGGAGCAAUAUCGAUCCACAGCAGUAUGAUGCGUUUGUAGUGGUAGAUUCGAAACUCUACACGUCAUAUGGAGUCAAAUAUGCCUAUGACAGUAUCAUGCACUACAACGGUUACACUGCUGCUCAAAACAUUGCCAUUCCUACCAUGAAUCCGAAAACCAACUCUGCUACUAAUCUCCAAAUCCUUGGGCAGCGUCAAAAAAUGGGAGCAACGGAUAUUGAGUUACUCAAGAAAAUGUACUGCCAACCAAACUGCGAGGAUAAAAAUGUAUACUGUGGAGCGUGGGCUCUCAAGGACUUGUGCAAAAACCCGGGACAUGACCAGUAUAUGGCCGCCAACUGCAGAAAGAGUUGCAAUUUGUGCGCUCUUGGUGGAUAA